Brassica rapa (field mustard) is the source of this 786-nucleotide messenger RNA. Its product is annotated as MLP-like protein 328. Gene Ontology annotation, biological process: defense response. The record is from RefSeq and is a predicted model, not a curated record. Lineage: Eukaryota; Viridiplantae; Streptophyta; Magnoliopsida; Brassicales; Brassicaceae.
CAAGGAAAAUCAUUCAUUCAUCAGCCAAAGAAAAAAAAUAAACUUCACUCAAUACCCAAAGAAGAAAAAUCAGAGAUGGCGACGUCAGGAACAUAUGUGACGGAGGUUCCUUUGAAAGGAUCGGCGGAGAAACACUACAAGCGCUGGAAGGCUGAGAACCAUCUCUUCCCCGAUGCCGUUGGCCACCACAUUCAAGGUGUCACCGUCCACGAUGGUGAAUGGGACUCUCAUGGCUCCAUCAGGGCUUGGAACUACACAUGCGACGGGAAACAGGAGGUGUUCAAGGAAAGGAGAGAGAAUGACGAUGAGAAUAUGACGGUAACACUCAGAGGCCUCGAAGGUCACGUGAUGGAGCAGCUUAAAGUCUAUGACGUCAGCUUCCAGUUCAUUCAAAAGUCGCCUAGUGAUAUAGUCUGCAAGAUCACUAUGAUAUGGGAGAAGCGAACCGAUGACUCGCCUGAGCCCAUCAACUACAUGAAGUUCGUCAAGAGCCUUGUCGCAGACAUGGAUCACCACGUUAUCAAAUCCUAAAUCCAUUUCGAACCAUCCUCACCAGAUUCCCCACCGUCAUAUAUGGCUGCCUUUGUGUGUGUGUGAUAAUAAAUGGGGCUCUUGUAUGUUUUCAUUAAAUCAAUAUAUUUCUGUUUGUGUAUUGUAAUAUGCUUUGAUGUUGUUAUUAUGGUGAUUAAUCUCGAGGUUUCAUGUAUUCUGAGUCUAUCAGUUAACUAUAUGUAUCCUUGUUCAGUUCCAAGAAAAGAAAAUAUAUGCAUCCUUGUUAAUUAAUGA